Messenger RNA from Rhododendron vialii, 729 nucleotides. RefSeq lists its product as uncharacterized. Bases 1 to 729 code for a protein of 242 amino acids. The record is from RefSeq and is a predicted model, not a curated record. The transcript has 3 exons. NCBI's taxonomy places the organism in Eukaryota, Viridiplantae, Streptophyta, Magnoliopsida, Ericales, Ericaceae.
AUGGCACCCUAUGACGCUUUAUAUGGUCGGAGGUGUAGAACUCCUGUAUGUUGCAGUGAAGUUGGAGAAAGGUGGUUGUCGAAACUAGAGUUGGUUCAAGUAACUGUCGAUAAAAUUAAAGUGGUUCAUGAUCACUUGAAAAUUGCACAAAGUCGCCAGAAAAGUUAUGCAGAUAAGCGGAGGAGAGACUUAGAAUUCGCAGUGGGUGAUUGGGUGUUUCUUCGAGUAUCACCAUGGAAAGGGGUUAUGAGGUUCAAAAAGAAAGGCAAGUUGAGUCCACGAUAUAUUGGGCCGUAUGAGAUCAUUGAGCAGAUUGGGUCUACGGCGUAUUGCUUGGCAUUGCCACCGGAGUUGAGCCGACUCCAUGAUGUAUUUCAUGUUUCCAUGUUACGAAAGUAUAUUGCGGAUCCAUCUCAUGUGUUGACUUCUGAGCCGACAGAGCUAAAAGAGGAUCUAACUUAUGUAGAGCAGCCGGUGGAAAUUUUAGAUCGUAGAGAUCAAGUUUUGCGCAAUAAGACUAUACCAUUGAUGAAAGUCUUGUGGAGGAGUCGCGCAAUCGAGGAGGCUACUUGGGAGACUAAGGAAAGUAUGAGAGCUCAAUACCCACAUCUAUUUUCUGAAGGUAACUCUUCAUCUCUUUUGCUUAUUGAUCAGUUAAUAUGUCUUGUAAUUGAGAUGGGUUGUUCUUGGGCGUUUUUAUUUGGAAAGAAAGGCCAUAUGAUAGUUUAA